Molecule: messenger RNA, 3692 nt
Organism: Durio zibethinus
Lineage: Eukaryota; Viridiplantae; Streptophyta; Magnoliopsida; Malvales; Malvaceae
Source: RefSeq, a predicted model, not a curated record
UGGUGUUGUCAUUUCCCUUUCAUGUUUUUUGAGGUAGAUCUGAAUCUACUCCCCCUCUUACCCUUGUUUUGUCCAAUUCUGUAAAGACAAAUACCCUUCAAAAUUAAAUAAACUUAAAGAACAAAAAGCAGAAAGAAAGGGACGAGAGGUAAAGAAAAAAAAUAAAGGAAAAACAAAGAAAGUGAGAGUGGGUUUACUCUCCCAAGGUUGCCUGCAGAGGGUUUUUGCACUGCCACCAAAAUUUGUGGUUCUAAGUUUCGAAGCAGGAAAGAGAGAGAGAAUAAGAGCAGAAGUAGCAUCAGCAUCAGCUCCAAAGCACGUACCUCCGAUUUUUUUUUUGUUCUUCUUCUUCUGUAACACCAAGCUUGCUUCUUUUCUCUUUGUUUUUGUUGGAUUUCUUUUCUUUGAUGGAUUUGAGAGAGGAAGGUUCAAUUCAUUGCAUUUAUGUUUAUAGCCUCAAAAAAUAAUUAUAAUAAAAUAAUACUAACCCACACCCAUCAUUGCCCUUUUGAAGCAAAGUCCACUCUUGCACUCUUUUAUCCUCUUUUCUUCCCUAUCAUCUCCUUCUCUCUCUCUCUCUCUCUCUAGAAGGGAAGGGCUUUUUUAUUUUGGUUCAGUUUUAGCACUUUAGCUUAGAAAUUUCUUAACUUGUGUUUCCCCAUGGAUUCAUAUGAAGCUACGAGGAUAGUUUUUUCAAGGAUCCAAAACUUGGACCCUGAAAAUGCUUCAAAAAUCAUGGGUUAUCUUCUUAUUCAAGACCAUGGAGAGAAGGAAAUGAUACGUUUAGCCUUUGGACCUGAAGCUCUUAUCCACUCUUUAAUCCUGAAAGCCAAAACCCACUUAGGACUUUCCAUCUCAAACCCACCAACACCUUCCACUCCUUCUUCUCCUUCCCCUUUUUCUUCUAGGCUGAGCCCUUUAUCCAUCCCUUCUUCAAGACUUACCAAUACCAACACCACCAAUGGCUUUGAGAUUACAAACGCUUCUUCCCCAUCUACUAAUACUUGGCCUCCUCUUAGCCGUCGUCCCAUCAGUCCCAGCUCAAAUUCCUCUCUUUCUUAUGCUAGUAUUGUUAAUGGAACCAGUAAUAGUGCAAAUGGCUCUGGAUCUUUACCCUCUAUUGCUUCAUGUGGAAAUACCUGCAAUGACAAUGAAUUCAUUGGUGACUACCAGUUCCAGGACCAUCUUUCGUUUCUCAACGACUCAAAGCCUGAAGAUUUUUACGACCCUCGACUUGACUUAGCAAUGAGUCCAACUGGCUACGCUGAUUCUCCUUUACAUAGGAGGAGUUUCUCAGUUCCUGGUCUGUGUUUUGGGGCGGAAGAUGUAAAUUCUGGGGUUGGAUGGAAGCCUUGUUUGUACUUUGCAAGGGGGUUUUGUAAGAAUGGUACUAGCUGUAGGUUUGUUCAUGGAGAUUGUACUGAUGGUGCUGUUCUAGUUGGUUCACCAAGCAAACUCAACGAGUUGGAACAGUGCCAAGGGCUGCUUAGAUCAAAAGCUCUUCAACAACAGCAACAACAACAAAAGCUAGCUGCAGCUUCUCAGUUCAUGGCUGGUCCUUCCUUUCCAUACAGCAAGUGUGUUAAUUUCCUUCUCCAACAACAAAAUGACAGUCAAAGAUCAGCAGCGGCAGCAUUGAUGAUGGGAGAUGAGCUUCAUAAGUUUGGGCGGUGCCGUUCGGAAAGAAAUGAUUUUGCAGCAAUGGGAUUAGGAGCAGUAAAUCCAGGCUCUAGACAGAUUUAUUUGACAUUUCCAGCUGACAGUACUUUCAAAGAAGAAGAUGUUUCAAGUUACUUCAGCAUCUAUGGACCUGUGCAAGAUGUGAGAAUACCUUACCAGCAAAAGAGGAUGUUUGGGUUUGUUACAUUUGUGUAUCCUGAGACAGUGAAGCUCAUUUUAGCUAAAGGGAAUCCUCAUUUUGUUUGUGAUUCUCGUGUUCUUGUUAAGCCUUACAAGGAGAAGGGAAAAGUCCAGGAGAAGAAGCAACAGCAUCAGCAACAACAAUUGGAGAGAGGAGAGUAUUCCGCAUGCUCAAGUCCGUCUGCUCUUGAUUCCAGGGAGCCAUUCGAUCUGCAUCUCGGACCGAGGAUGUUUUACAAUACCCAAGAGAUGCUAUUGAGAAGGAAAUUGGAGGAGCAGGCUGAUUUGCGGCAAGCCAUUGAGUUUCAAGAAAGAAGGCUAAUGAAUUUGCAGCUACUGGACUUAAAAAACCAUUACCAUUCUCAGUUCCGUCAUGGUUUGUCCACUGGGUCUCCCAUUCCUUCACCAACUGUAUCCCAUACUCCCAACGAUCAAGCACUCAUUUUUCCAGCUGAUGGCAUUGAUCAAGAAGUCCCAGAAGAGAAUGGUGGUAGCCCAGUCGCAUCGGUUUCCAUAUUGGCUACUGCUGUGGAUGCUGAUAAGCAGCAGGAGGAAGUUAACCCAGUUUGUAAUCAUAAAAGUGACAAUGGUAAUAGCAUUACCAAGGAGGAGAAGGCCAACAUUGGAGAAAGUGAUCUCCCCGAAAGCUUGGAGCAUAUUCUCCCUGAUAAUCUGUUUGCUUCACCUAAGAAAUCAGCUGGUGAUCACCCCACUGUCUUCUCUACCGCUUCAGUAGAGGUCGACGACAAAACCACAUGUCCAACUACAUCUUCUAACAGUAACCCUUCAUGGGCCAACAGCUCCAGCCUCAAUAUGACUUCUCUUAAAUCAUGUUUUCUACAAAUGCCCAGGUUUUCUUCCGGGCAAGGAACCAUUGGCAUGUAGUUGGCAGAGAAACAUUGGGAAGCAUAGACAUGGAAGAUUAAAAAAAAAAUAGAGAAAAAUCCUCUAGCUGUAUAGCCAAUAAGCAUACCCGCAACAAAGAAAAAGAUCCGUAGACAAGAUCGCAGCAAGAUCACCAUCAUCAUCGAUACAAACUACUUAAAAUGGAUACAUGAUAUUGUAUAGGUAAAGGACAGAGGAACUGAUUUAUUGGAGUGGUGUCUUUCUCUUUCCCCUACUAUGACCCUUCCUGUAGGUGAAUGCGCUGGACCACACAGCAUAUAAUAGAACCAAAAAAAAUGCCUGUAGUUAAACUCUUUAACGUGAUAUUGUAGUUGUUACUCUUUUUUUAAUCUUCCUACUCUUUUUUUUACCCUCCUUUUUUCAAAGUGAGGUGAAAAAAGGAAUUAUAUAUAAGUAAAAUCUGUACGAAGCAGACCCCAAGAAGUUAUGAAGUACUGUAGCAGAAGCAUAACUACUAUACUGAUCUGGAGACCCAAAAAGGAAAAGGAGUGCAAGGGACUGAAGUGGAGGGCAAAAGCUGUUACUGCUACUUUUUUAUUUAUUUUUUAAAGUUCUUGUUGUUGUUAUUACAGUAUCUGUCAAACCAUUAGAUUAUGAAACAAGCACAACCGGAAAAAAAUACUUACAAAAAAAAAAAAAAAAGGUUAAAGGAAAGGUUGUUCUUUCAUGUGAUUAAAGGAUAACUUUUGGGGACACUUUUGUCUCAUUUUGUGGUUUCUUUUAGGUGGACAUGAAUGGGUAAGGGCCACACUUUCACAUGGGUCUGACAAUUUAUAUGAAUGGUGUCUGGGUACCACUCACUCACUCCUUUCACUUUCAGUCUUUAAACCCUAGUCAGACUUUUAAAUAUUUAAAUUUUGAUUCUGAUAUUUGUGUUUUAUGGGUGAUGCUGCCCUUGUGGUAAUCUUAAAUCAUGUUAGGUGUAC